AUGCACCUUUCGCGCUUGCUAUCAUUGGCAGUAUGGGCCACAGCGACUUUAGGUGCGCGGGCAUGUGCGACUGCUGAUGACUGCAGUCUGAACGGUCUCUGUGUUCCCGGCAAGAACUCAAACACUACCUCAGUCUGCCGGUGUGAUCCGGGCUGGUUCGGCUCUGACUGUGGGCGUCUUGAUCUCGCGCCGGCUACCAGAUACAGUGGCUUCAACAACACCAACUACACCGCACCAGACCACUACAACAACCGUGGUAACUCAUCCUGGGGCGGUCAAGUUGUCCAAGACCAGCAUGAUCGCAAGCUCUUUCAUCUUCUGUACGAUCAAUUUGCGCACGGCUGUGGAUUGAGUGGAUGGCGACCAAUGAGCUUCAUUGCAAGAGCUGAAAGUACGAGUGGACCACAAGGACCUUAUUUGUGGAAGCAGAAUGUGACUAGUAGCUUCAGACACAACGCGUACGUGUAUUGGAGUCCGGUGGACGAGAGGUAUUUGCUCUGGAGCAUUGGCGUGGAUGUGCCAGAUCCGAAGCAGUGUGGCGGCAUCAACAAAGCACAGUGGCCAAAUAACAUCUCUGUCUCUUCAGCACCCACAAUCCGCGGCCCAUGGUCUCCGUUCAAGAUCCUCAUCAAUGGAACGAACCCUGCUCCUGCACCACUUUGGUCUCCUGGUAACCGAACGAGCGAGACGGUCCUCGUCGCCGAAGACCUCAAGAUCUUCACUGCCCCAUCUUACAACGGACCGUACACUCAAGUCUUCACUGCUCCCUGGAAUACCUCAGACUACUCCCCAACGUGGGCAGAAGAUCCUUUUGUAUGGCACGACAAGCGUGGGAACUGGCAUGCCCUUGCACAUUGGAUGAUCGACAUCACAGAGCGAAAUCAGAAGUACCCUCGUGUUGGUGCGCAUAUGUUUGCGCGCAACUUGACUGGGCCGUGGACAUUCAAGUUACAGGAAGCAUUCAAUUCGACCGUGAACUUUACGGACGGCAGUAUUGAGACAUUCAAUCGGAGGGAAAGACCAAAGCUGUUCUUCAGUGAUGAUGGUGAGGUUACACCGUUGUACAUGGUUAAUGGUGUGCAGCGGCUCGGUACGACAACAGAGAGCUAUACGUUGGUCCAGCCUGUCGGAACGGCUUGGAAAGAUUACGAGAAGAGACUGGGGUUCUGA
Messenger RNA from Didymella exigua CBS 183.55, 1170 nucleotides. RefSeq lists its product as uncharacterized. The transcript has 2 exons. The record is from RefSeq and is a predicted model, not a curated record. NCBI's taxonomy places the organism in Eukaryota, Fungi, Ascomycota, Dothideomycetes, Pleosporales, Didymellaceae. Bases 1 to 1170 code for a protein of 389 amino acids.